GUGAAGCACGAUGGUUGAAUUCAGAUGGAUUAUAAUGUCUUUAUUUCUGAUGCUGGUGUUUAGGUUUCCAGCAGCAACUGGACAACAGUCUUUCAUAAUCAGAGUUGAAGAUGAAGUCACUCUGUCUUGUAAAAAUGUGAUAGAUGAUAAGGGUAAGUGUGACAGUACUACAUGGAUCUUCACUGAUUCAAGAACGAAACAAACGGUACUGCUGUUUGAACAAGGGCAGAUUCUCAACGAUGCCAAAGCUAAAUCAGACAGACGUGUUACAGAGAAAUGUUCUCUGGUUAUAAAGAAGGUCACAGUCGAGGAUGUUGGUCUUUACACCUGCAGACAGUUCAGAUCAGGACAACAACAAGGUGAAGACUCUGCGGUUCAUCUGUCUGUUAUUAACAUGACUGAACAUCAGGACGCUGAUAAGGUGACGUUAACCUGCUCUGUGUUGAUAUAUGAACACUGUAGUCACACAGUGGAGUGGCUGUAUGAGGGUAAUAAGAAUGAUUUGACAGACAUGAAGAGAUCACAGCAUUCCUGUUCAGCCACUGUGACAUUUACAACAUCUGACUUUAAUCAGAAGUCGAAGCAUCCUGAGUUGUUUAAAUGUAACGUGACUGAUAGUUACACUAAAAAAGCGCAGCUGUUUCCCUUCAGCCCUCAGUCCUCAGAUGGGGAUGCAACAACAACAAGAUCAAUAUUGACAGCAGCACAAACAACAACAACAAUGGGAUCAACAACAAAACAAGAAGGUGAGGUGGUUAAAAUGUAG
Micropterus salmoides (largemouth bass) is the source of this 766-nucleotide messenger RNA. RefSeq lists its product as uncharacterized. The transcript has 5 exons. Gene Ontology annotation, molecular function: protein tyrosine kinase binding; MHC class II protein binding. Gene Ontology annotation, cellular component: membrane raft; external side of plasma membrane. NCBI's taxonomy places the organism in Eukaryota, Metazoa, Chordata, Actinopteri, Centrarchiformes, Centrarchidae. Gene Ontology annotation, biological process: positive regulation of ERK1 and ERK2 cascade; T cell activation; interleukin-15-mediated signaling pathway. The record is from RefSeq and is a predicted model, not a curated record. The coding region runs from base 11 to 766 and encodes 251 amino acids.